AUGGCCGACAAGCAAGUCCUCUUAAAUUUCCUCAAGGUGCAAGAUGCGAUGAGAAAGCCACCUGCUAUGGUCACCUUCCUUCACCGCUUGCCAAACAGUGGAAAUGUCGUGCAAGCAAUACUAUGUCGAGACCUCGUUUUCGAACGCUCAGCAAGGUUUGCUCAGCACUGCGAGAAGAUCCACGAGGCCACGGUGGACAUGACAAGCCGGCCGCCAGGUCUCAUCGGUGACUACAUCGUCCUCCUUCGCGACAACGAUCCUCCCCGAUUACAAUUUCCAACUGCUGGCGACCCGCCCAUGGACGCUGCCGCCAGGAUGUGCUACAUCACUUUGAGCAGUCUUUACCUCUUCUCUGUGGAAAUGGAAGACUCUGGCUCCGCUCAGAUCGUCUUUCGCGCUAUUGUAGACAACUUCUACUUCACUUGGCCGAACGGCUUCAAAUAUUCCCCCGAACCUGACGUGAUCAACCAUGUCUAUGUCUACAACUACACUCUGGCUUGGGACCCCUUGCGCUAUUCUCUAGCAGACUGCUACGUUGACUUCGCCACCAUCAAGUGGUAUAUUCCCCAGCGGGAAUGUAACCAAGACUUCAUCGUGAAUGUCUCUGUAGGUGUUUCGAGACGUUGUAACCGCCCACAUGGUCUUUUCAGAAUCACCGACCCGCGGAACUACAUCUUCCCCAAGCAGCCCAUCCAGGCCGCUACCAACCCUGCCACAAACCCUAAGCAGUGAGAACUCAUAAGGCUCACAGAACUGAUGUAUAAAUGACGACACGACUAGACACAGCAAGAAGGGUCUUGGACGGCGCAGGGCGUCGAUGUAGGCGUCGCAGAGGCGGUUCGGUCCGAUUGAGAAACCUCAGCAGACGUGGGGCGGGUAUCAUGGCGUCUUGAGACUGACAGCUUGAGUCGAGAAAUAGAUGUAGCGGUCAACAGAGUUACACGAAGUAGCUAGAUAUGCAUAAUGAAAGACGCCGCUCAAAGGUGCAAUUG
Messenger RNA from Alternaria rosae, 992 nucleotides. RefSeq lists its product as uncharacterized. NCBI's taxonomy places the organism in Eukaryota, Fungi, Ascomycota, Dothideomycetes, Pleosporales, Pleosporaceae. Bases 1 to 732 code for a protein of 243 amino acids. The transcript has 2 exons. The record is from RefSeq and is a predicted model, not a curated record.